Molecule: messenger RNA, 1050 nt
Organism: Habropoda laboriosa
Lineage: Eukaryota; Metazoa; Arthropoda; Insecta; Hymenoptera; Apidae
Product: probable chitinase 3
Exons: 4
Coding region: 1-1050 (349 amino acids)
Cellular component (GO): extracellular region
Molecular function (GO): chitin binding
Source: RefSeq, a predicted model, not a curated record
AUGAGAAUUUGGGACCUUUCUGGUACCGAAGAAGCUGCGAUCAAAUUUUUCAAAGACAAUGACGGCCUUUCUGACAAACAUGGAACCUUGCAGAAGAAAUUUUGCAAGCCCACGUACGUACUUAUAUUACAUGCUGAUGAAAAAGUGGAUUCAGAGGCAACGAGAUCAAACCUCUGCUUACGAUCUCAACUUUCACACGAUUAUACAGAACGCUUACAAUGGGCAUUAACAUUAUUUCAUUUGCAAUUGGCGCUUGGGAAAAUACCGCACAAUGAGUUGAAUUCUGCAAUGUGUACUGCGCAACCUGAUCAUAUUUUCCCUGUUACAGAAUCGUACACUCAGAAGCAGCAGCAAGAAGAUCCUUGCCAAACAAAAUCGAGAGUCGUCGGAGAUCUAGAAUACUGUGACCGCUAUUGGGAAUGCGUGAACGGUCGUGCAGAAUUAUUCGACUGUCCAAAUGGUCUAGUUUUCGCUGGCAAACACCGAGGCGUAACCGAGGGUUGCGACUAUCCAUGGAGGGCGAACUAUUGCGACGGAAAGCGCCAGGCGAAUCCACCGAUUCCAGCUGAACACUGUGAUUGGCUUUAUGGCAUUUUCGGCCAUGAGACGUCUUGCACUAGGUACUGGACUUGCUGGAACGGUACAGCCACAGAACAACUUUGCAUCGGUGGACUUUUAUACAACGAGAGAGCUAGGUCCUGCGAUUGGCCAGAGAACGUCGAAGGAUGCCAGAAGCAUCCUCUGUGCAAUGACGACGCAAACGGGAACGUUCCCCUGGGCAAGUCCUGCAACCGCUACUGGCAAUGCCAAGGCGGAUACCCACGACUGCAGAGAUGUCCAGCGAUGCUGGUGUUCGAUCGAAGGUCGUUAAGGUGCGUCGUCCCACCGACAGAAGACUGCGACGUGCCCACGACGCCACCAAAUCUCGAGGGCGACCUUCCCGAAGGUCGAAACGAGCAAGAACCAGAAGAGGAGAAUCUUCCACCGGGUGUACCACCAUUACCAGCUGGUGCAUUGCCAAUUUCCCUUCGAUCUCGUCCCAGAAAUUAG